AUGGCCGAAGCCGCUGGAUUAGUGCUGGGCGCCGUUCCACUUGUCUUUCUCGCUCUGGAUAAGUACCAGGAUUGUCUGGAGUUUGGAAGAAGCUACGCGAAAUAUACAGACACACUGAUGAGCAUAAGAGAUGAGGUCUCUCUUCAACAGUUGCAGUUCAAUGAUACGAUGGAAAUGAUGGGUCUGCAUAAGCCAACAUACAUGGAGCUUGAAGACUGUCUCUGGGACCACUUUCCUGAGAACCACACAACUUUCAUGAGGUACAUCAGAAGGAUGGCGGCAAUCAUCAGCCAAUUAAUGGCUAAACUUGAAGUGGAUGCCAAUGGCAAGCACUCCGACAACAUUUCUUCUCGAGCUGGAUGGGAGUGGCGGCGAGUGAAGAGAAGUUUGUCGACGAAGGAACGCACGAAGCUAUUCGAUGAGUUACAACGUUCAAACACCAAUCUUCGAUCGCUCUUGUCAGAGCCCGAGGUUCCCGUCGAAGAUUGGACACCAAUGGUUCGAACCUUUGUUGCUCGUUACAAUCAAACCGAUUGCGAUGCUGUACGAAUGCAAGCGUCCGAAGUCAAGAAGGCACUGGAUGCAUGCUGGAAAUGCUCUUGUUCCCAUCAGACAUCGCUUGACCUCAACUGGUUCAACAAUAGACCGACAAAAUCGCCUGUGUUCAAUGUGCUGUUGUCUUACAGUAUCACGAACAGCCAAUGCCCCAUAGGAAGCCCCAGAUGGCGGCAAGCCCGAGUUAAGGUCGACGCCGCUGGAGUAAGCAGCAGCGCAGGAAACGACGAACAGGUCUUGGGACCACCAAUAACAGAUAUGGGGCUUCUCACUGUGUCUCCUUCACAGACUGCAACCACGAAGCAACAAGCACGAAACCUGUUCUCUCAUCUACGACCGAGAAGUCGUUCGACAAGCCCGCUUCCUCCGUCGACCAGUGAUCCCACGGCUAACAGCUCGUUGGCCAAGUCGGUGAAGCAGAUUGAUUCGUUGUGCCGAUUCGUACAGAAACUGGAUAAUGGUGGCGAUUUGCUAGGAUUCUUGUCUGUGCCAGGAGGGACAAAACGCGUCCACUUCGAAUCGCUUCCAGGAGAUUCUAUCACCGAGGAGGCAAAUUUGGUUCAUCUUUUGCCGCCAAACAUACCUCCGGCACAUCUGAAACUCAGCCGUCGAAAGCGCUUGGAGGUGGCCGUGGCCGCUGCGUGGACGACUUUGUUGCUCUGCGAGACGCCUUGGCUCAACCAUGCAUGGGAUAAGCAUGAGCUUUGUUUCUUCUCGGAGAGCGUUUCGACUCCUGAUCUGCUUCCUGCAAGCCGCUGCGUUUCAAUGACACAGGGUUGUACCUCAAGUCCACUGCCGACAGAUAUCGCUGGUGUCAACGUUCAACACAAGAUAAUUCGCAACGAGGCUGUCUUUGCCUUAGGGAUUCUUCUGAUCGAGCUCGGCCUGAACCGAUCUUUUGAGGAGUGCAAGAGGACGAAAAAUCUCGGUACCACCACGAACGUUGUCGAUGACUACAAUGUCGCAGACGAUCUGAUCGAGGACGUCUUCGAUGAGGUUGGAGGACUGUAUGGAAAUGCAGUGCAAAGAUGCAUCAGGUUCGCUUUUCCAGGCAGAGACACGACAAAGAACUUCAGUCAUGCGGCCUUUCGACAGUACUUUCAUAAUCUGGUUGUGGCUCCUAUCGAAGCUACUCUGUCGACAAUGCCACCUUGA
Molecule: messenger RNA, 1710 nt
Organism: Aureobasidium namibiae CBS 147.97
Lineage: Eukaryota; Fungi; Ascomycota; Dothideomycetes; Dothideales; Saccotheciaceae
Exons: 2
Coding region: 1-1710 (569 amino acids)
Source: RefSeq, a predicted model, not a curated record